UCUUUCGAAGCUCAGCUAUGGUGAAUUCAAAAUCAAUCCACGGAGAUCCAACGGUUCAAAAUACCUCAUCUUUCACAAGUUCAGGUAGUGCAGGAGUUUGUAUGAUGAACAGCAAAUGGAGAGAUGAACAACACCCUUCUUUUAUCAAUUUUAUCUCUUCCUUCCUAGCUGCUAAUUCCUUUCGUCUCAACUUUGUCCCGAUUUCUCCCGAUUGCAUUUUCAACUGUGGGGGAUUGUCAGUGGCAUUCAUCUUUGUGACUAACUGGGAUUGUGAGAAUGUCAUGCCAAUCUUCAGCAGAGUUCAGAAGCUGAAAGGACAGUUUGCUAACCUUUAUGUUGUUGUAUGCCUUCCAACCAAGGAGCAGAAUGAUUCUUUUGUUCGCUCUUACUUCAAGUAUGGAAUGGAGCUUGGCAAGCCAACGUUUGUGCCAGUUCAAGACAGAGAAAUGGGAUUUGAAAAGAUUGUUAAGAUAGCUCUCUCUCGUGGGGCAUGCAAGAGGCAGGAUGUUACAUCGAAGUUGAAGGCUGAGAGGAAGCAAGCAAUGCAAGGGAUGGACAAUUUCAGAGUGGUCACAUCCAUACCAGGCAUUGAUAACCAUGAUGCAAAUGCGCUCAAUCAAGCUAUUGGUUCCAUUGAAGCAAUUGCUAAGGCAUCAAAAGAGUAUAUACUGGAGAACACAGAUCUUUCAGCUGACAAGGCAGACAUUAUUACUAGGUUUUUCAGAGAUCCAAAGUUUUACCUUAGUCCAAAAAUUAAUUGAUAUAUACAAACAGUCAUUAACUCGGUGAAUUCCUUGGCUAGAUUGAUUUGGUUCCUCAAAGUUUACUGUUGAUCUGUUAGAAUGUACAAUAAAAGUUGACAAGUAUUUCAAUCAGUAGGAAAAAGUCUUGAGCUUGGCAAUGGUUCUUUAA
Molecule: messenger RNA, 912 nt
Organism: Hevea brasiliensis (rubber tree)
Lineage: Eukaryota; Viridiplantae; Streptophyta; Magnoliopsida; Malpighiales; Euphorbiaceae
Product: protein PARTING DANCERS homolog
Exons: 8
Coding region: 18-761 (247 amino acids)
Biological process (GO): resolution of meiotic recombination intermediates
Source: RefSeq, a predicted model, not a curated record